This is a messenger RNA of Archocentrus centrarchus (flier cichlid), 3892 nucleotides long. RefSeq lists its product as uncharacterized. Gene Ontology annotation, biological process: DNA integration. The transcript has 3 exons. The record is from RefSeq and is a predicted model, not a curated record. Lineage: Eukaryota; Metazoa; Chordata; Actinopteri; Cichliformes; Cichlidae. Gene Ontology annotation, molecular function: zinc ion binding; nucleic acid binding. The coding region runs from base 151 to 3864 and encodes 1237 amino acids.
UGAAUAUGAAUGAUUAUUUCCUGAAGAUGUUACAUCUUUUUGGCGACGAGGAUUACUCAGAAGAGAAGUAAAACAAAAAGAGUGACGGGAGCCUGCGACAGGUUUGGCUAAAAGACAGAGGGAGAGAGAGCGGGGAUACGAAGAGGAAACAUGGCUACAAUCGGUACGUUGGCACCGUACGAUCCCAAAAGCCAAACGUGGGAUGAGUACAGUGAAAUACUGGAGCAGUUUUUCGCAGCUAAUGGGAUUACUAACGCAGACAGGCAAAAGGCAAUAUUAAUAAGUGUCGUUGGAGCAUCGACCUACAGCCUGAUGCGUAACCUUCUCAGCCCAGCCAAGCCAAAGGACAAAACUUUCCAAGAGCUUGUAACUCUGAUGAAAAACCACUUUGAACCAAAGCCCAGUGAAAUUGUGCAAAGGUACAAAUUUGAUUCCCGCAACCGCAAGCCCAGUGAAACUGUCAUGGAGUACGUGGCCGAGCUGCGUCGCUUAGCGCAGGAUUGUAACUAUGGCAACACGUUGCAACAGAGGCUGAGAGACCGGAUCGUCUGCGGAAUUAAUGACGACAGAAUUCAGAGGCGUCUCCUGUCAGAAACAGACCUCACGUUUGACAAGGCUCUGUCAAUCGCUGUGUCACUGGAGACCGUAAAUAAAAAUGCCCAGGACCUACGGACCUCAGGUGCGACAGCAAAAUGUUUCAGCAUCACCCGAGGGUCGCAGGAGGCUCGUACAUUUAAAGGAGAAAGCAGAGAGUGUUAUCGAUGCAAAGGAACCAAUCACACAGCAGCCAACUGUAAGUACAAACAAGAAAAAUGUUAUGUUUGUGGCAAAGUAGGCCACAUAACAAGAGCAUGUAGGAACAAAGCUAAACAGAACCAGAAGAAGUAUGGACUAAAAACUGAAAAGACAGACAAAAAGCAGAGUUCACACUACCAUUCUCACAAAGUUCAUGAGAUAGGUGAUGGAAGUAAAAGUGAGAGCUCAGAAGAGGACUCAUUCACACUUAACUGUAUCAAGUGUAUCCAAGAGCAUCAGAGUAAACUGUACAGAUUAGGGCGCCGGAGUGCAGUGCACCUGAGAAAAGUAGACCCCUACACUGUGGAUAUGGAACUUAAUGAUCAAGUUUUAACCUUUGAAAUUGAUACUGGAUGCUGCCUAACAGUUACAAAUGAACAGACUUGGAAAUGCUGCAAACUCCCCAGCCUGAGGCCUGCCAAAAUCAAGCUGGAAUCAUACACAGGGGAUCCUGUGAAGGUGAUUGGGGUAACAGCUGUCAGAGUCAGGUACAAGCAGCAGAGGAAAACACUGCCCCUUGUGGUGGUCGAAGGGGACGGCCCCAGCUUGCUAGGACGAGGCUGGCUAGAGGAAAUACACCUGGACUGGAGAGAAAUCAAAAACAAACACAAAGCUAAGAAGGUGCACCAGGUAAAGACAACAGAAAAUAACACACUACAGCAAGUUUUAAGCAAACAUGAGGAUGUGUUCAAAGAGGAGUUGGGCACCCUGAAAGGCACAAAAGCAACCAUUCAUGUAAAACGGGAUGCUACCCCACGAUUUUUCCGUCCACGAUCAGUUCCGUUUGCCAUGCGAGCAAAAGUAGAUGAGGAAAUAGACCGACUGCUAAAAGAAAACAUAAUCUCACCUGUGAAAUAUGCUGAAUGGGCGGCACCUGUUGUGCCGAUUCUGAAGCCUAUAGGGACAGUAAGGUUGUGUGGAGACUACAAGCUUACUGUAAACACAGUAGCUUCUCUGGAACAGUAUCCAAUACCCAGAGUGGAGGACCUGUUUGCUGCACUUUCUGGAGGAAAGCAGUUCUCAAAACUGGAUAUGAGCCACGCUUACCAGCAAAUACUCCUGGAUGACAAGUCCAAAAAGUAUGUGACAGUGAACACACACCGGGGGCUGUUCACAUAUAACAGACUGCCUUUUGGAGUGGCUUCUGCUCCAGCCAUUUUCCAGAGGACCAUGGAAGGCCUUUUGAAAGGGAUACCCCUAGUGGCUGUGUAUUUAGAUGACAUUUUGGUGAGCGGGGUGAAUGAGGCAGAUCAUCUAAAGAACCUGGAUGAGGUGUUGGUCAGGUUGAAAGAGGCAGGCUUACGAUUGAAAAGAAGUAAGUGUGUCUUCAUGCAAAAUGACGUGGAGUACUUGGGGCACAAAGUGGAUGCACAGGGGCUGCACCCUGUAGAAAAGAAAGUUAAAGCCAUCAUGGACGCUCCUACUCCUACAAGUGUCACAGAACUCAAAGCAUACUUAGUGAAAGACCCCUGGGGUUCAUGUCACGCACACUCUCUCCAGCUGAAAAGAGAUAUUCUCAGCUUGACAAAGAAGAAGCCUAUACCUCAGAUGGGCUCACCAAGAGUGCAAAGAUGGGCUGUGACAUUGAGUGCCUAUGAGUACCACAUUGUGUACAAACCUGGAAAACACCAUGCAAAUGCAGAUGCGCUUAGCAGAUUACCUGUACCAGACACGGCCCCUGAAAAAGAGAUGACAGAACAAGUCUUAAUGAUGGAUGUAUUAGAUGACACACUUGUGGACACCACACAGCUCAAAUGCUGGACAGCUAAGGAUAUCAUCUUGUCCCAAGUUCAUGAGUAUACCUUAAAGGGCUGGCCGGCACAGACCGAUACUCGCUUCAAACCAUAUCAACAAAGAAAAAUGGAACUGAGUGUGAGGGAUGGAUGUGUGCUCUGGGGAGCUAGAGUAAUUAUCCCCACCAAAGGCAGAGACAAAAUACUGAAACUUCUGCACCAGACUCACACAGGCAUGUCAAAGAUGAAGGGCCUGGCAAGGUCAUAUGUAUGGUGGCCGGGGAUGGAUGAGAGUAUCGAAAGAGAGGUACAGUCAUGUGACGAGUGUCAAAAACACCACAAAUCACCACCCACUGCACCAUUACACCCCUGGGAAUGGCCAGAAUCACCGUGGUCAAGGAUUCAUGUGGUUUAUGCAGGGCCAUUCUUAGGUGAAAUGUUUCUCCUCAUUGUGGAUGCUCAUUCUAAAUGGAUGGACAUUUACCCAGUGAAAUCGCCUACAUCACAGGCUACCAUUGAGAAACUGAGACAGAGUUUCAGUGUGUUCGGUCUGCCGAAAAUGUUGGUAUCAGACAAUGGAACAUGUUUCACAAGUGCUGAAUUUGCGACAUUCAUGAAGCGAAAUGGAAUUGAUCAUGUGAGAUCAGCACCUUUUCAUCCAUCUUCCAAUGGCCUGGCAGAGAGGGCAGUCCAGACCUUCAAGGAGGGGAUGAAGAAAGUAAAAGGUGACACACUGCAAACAAGACUGUCAAGAUUUCUGUUCAGUUAUCGCAUUACGCCGCAUGCAACAACAGGCUUGUCACCAGCGGAGUUGAUGAUGUCUCGGAGACUCAGAUCAGCUUUUGACCUGCUCAUGCCUGAUGUAAAAACCAAAGUGCAGCAAAAACAACUGAAACAGAAAGAGAGUCAUGACACAAAGAAGAAACUGAGAAGUUUUGCACCAGGAGACAAGGUGUUCAUCAGAAACUACUCCUACGGUCCAAAGUGGAUCCCAGCUGUUAUCUUGAGCUCAUCAGGUCCUGUGUCAUACACUGUCACCAUUGGAAAUGGUCAAACCCUGAAACGACAUGUGGAUCAGGUGAGAUCCAGAUUAAAAGACACUGUCCCAAGUGAACUAGACACAGAGGGGGAACCGGGACCUGACACAGACUCGGGCUCCCACAACUGCUUACCCACCAUAAUGGACACAACUUCACAAGCCUUGUCAUGUGAUCCUCAGGAGCUGCCACCUGCUCCAAACAUCCAGGCUCAGCCUGAUGCACCAGCUGCGCCUGAGGUGCGACGUUCUCAGCGAGAGAGACGUUCACCUGUGCAUCUCAAAGACUUUGUUAGAUAGAGACUUUUUUCUUGGAGAAGUUAUGUGC